Molecule: messenger RNA, 3078 nt
Organism: Periophthalmus magnuspinnatus
Lineage: Eukaryota; Metazoa; Chordata; Actinopteri; Gobiiformes; Gobiidae
Gene: cngb1a
Product: cyclic nucleotide gated channel subunit beta 1a
Exons: 24
Coding region: 1-3078 (1025 amino acids)
Biological process (GO): retina homeostasis; monoatomic cation transmembrane transport
Cellular component (GO): intracellular cyclic nucleotide activated cation channel complex; photoreceptor outer segment; plasma membrane
Molecular function (GO): protein-containing complex binding; cGMP binding; intracellularly cGMP-activated cation channel activity
Source: RefSeq, a predicted model, not a curated record
AUGGUGGUGGCUGCAGGUGGUUAUGAUGCAGCCUCUCUUCUGCUGCAGUUGGAGCGUCUGGCUGCAGCUCGUGCUGCAGAGGAGUUGGCCCUCAGAGCAGCAGAGGAGGCUGUGAGACAACUGGAGCAGGAACAUGCAGCAAAGAUCAUCAUAGACUCCAUCACUGAACCACAAGAUCAUCUGCCAAACAUCCAAGAAGAAGAGAAUGAGGAUGACCCUGAGUUAACAACACUUAAGGAGGACAGUGACGAUGGGUCUGAUUUACCCAAAGGACAGAAAACAGAGGCUGAAUCUCUUGUUGAUGUGUGUCGCGCUGGCAGUACCGUGGCCUCGAACCAAGAUGUGACUCCCUCCUCAACCGAAGUGGAGCUAGUCGCUGAAAACAAAACUGAGGAGGUCAAAGAAGCUCAGGCGAAAGGAAUGCAGCAGCAAAAGCCAAUCACAGACCAGAAAGAGCCAGCCCAACAGCCAUUCGCAACGAAGCAAGAGCAACAGUCAAUCACCCAACAGCCUGAGCCGCAAGCCGCAGAAGCCCCGCCCACCAACGCAGACCAGGUCCCAGCUGGAACAACAGAAGAAACUGGAUGUGGACCCCCCACUAUCUGCUCGCCCAUUCAGACUUUCAUGCUUCGUUUCCCAUUGGCCGCUGAAUACCUGGAAAACUGCAAGAAACUGAUGCAUGACCACUACCUGACCCCCCCAAAGCUGUCCCCGCCCACCCCCCCACCCGAUUUGGCCCUUCUCAUCCAAGAAAUAGGAGAACUACCCAAGCAGAUAGUCCAUGUGGACCACAUGGACCAGGACUCGGGUCAAAGAAGAAUUCUGACCAUCCCUCAAAUCGUGACCACUCCAGAACAUGAGGCCUACUCUUUAACUGUGCCCAAAGCCAUUAAAAUCAGUCCGACUGGUGAUCAGCUGAUGUGUGAAGCAGAGGAUGAGCCACUGAAGUCCUGGGGCAGUCAGGGGGACCUGCUCAGUGCUGAUGAAGAAGGGCGCCCUGCCUCUGCAGCCAGUGUGGGCAGUGUGGUGGUGCAGGAGCGUCUGAACGAGCUGCUGCGACAGUUCAAAGGUCGAACAGAGACAAAGAAAGAAAAACUGGUGGAUCCAGAUGAGUCAGAGGAGGAGAGUCCACAGGCCUCUCCUGCCAAAGCCCCUCCCCCUCCGCCCCCACCCUCGGGAGGUGAGGAGAAGAAGGAUGCACCCCCUGCUGGUGAAAAGGAGGAGGAGAAGGAGGAGGACAAAUGGAUGAUGUUUGAGUUUGAGAUUUUGGGGGAGCCAAUAAAACUGCCAGUCCCCAAACCUCCGCCAAUGCCCGACUUUAUGCGGGCGAUCCUGGCAUACCGCUUCCCUGCCAGCAUCGACCCGUUCACUGACCUCAUCUACGUGUUCUGGCUCUUCCUGGUGGUGGCUGCGUGGAACUGGAACGUUUGGCUGAUCCCAGUGCGUUGGGCUUUUCCCUAUCAAACUCCAGACAACAUCCACCUGUGGCUCUUCAUGGACUACACCUGCGACCUCAUCUACAUCCUAGACAUCCUGGUGUUCCAGCCCAGACUGCAGUUUGUGAGGGCCGGGGACAUCGUGUGUGAUAAAAAGGACAUGAGGGACCACUACAUGACCACAGAAAGAUUCAAGAUGGAUGUGAUCAGCUUGUUUCCAAUGGAGGUAUUUUACUACUUUACUGGAGUCAACUCUCUGUUACGUUUCCCUCGACUGCUCAAGUACAUGGUUUUCAGUGAAUUCAACGACAGGAUGGAGGCUGUAAUGAAGAAAGCCUACAUCUACAGAGUGAUCCGGACCUCCUCCUACCUGUUGUACUCUCUGCACAUAAACGCCUGUCUGUUUUACUGGGGCUCUGACUAUGAAGGACUGGGAUCCACUAAAUGGGUCUACGAUGGUAAAGGCAAUGCGUACAUCCGUUGUUAUUAUUUUGCUGUGAAGACCCUGAUCACCAUUGGAGGGCUGCCGGACCCCACCACAGUCUUUGAGAUCUGCUUCCAGCUCCUAAACUACUUUGUGGGCGUCUUUGCAUUCUCCAUCAUGAUUGGACAGAUGAGAGACGUUGUUGGAGCAGCGACCGCGGGGGAGAACUAUUACCGCGCUUGUAUGGACAGUACCAUCAAAUACAUGACCACAUACCACAUCCCCCGAGAAGUGCAGCACCGCAUCAAGACUUGGUACGACUACACCUGGAUGAGCCAGGGCAUGCUCGAUGAGCAGGAGCUGUUGAUCCAACUUCCUGAGAAAAUGAGAAUGGACAUUGCUGUGGAUGUGAACUACAACAUUGUCAGUAAAGUGGCUUUGUUUCAGGGCUGUGACCGGCAGAUGGUUUUUGACAUGCUCACCCGCCUCAAGUCUGUGGUGUACUUGCCCGGAGACUUUGUGUGCAAAAAGGGGGAGAUUGGCCGAGAGAUGUACAUCAUAAAGCAGGGCGAAGUGCAGGUGGUGGGUGGUCCCGACUUGACCACAGUGUUUGUGACGAUACGAGCUGGCUCGGUGUUCGGGGAGAUCAGUUUGCUCGCUGGAGGCGGAGGGAACAGACGGACAGCCAAUGUGAAAGCUCAUGGUUUUGCAAACCUCAUGAUCCUGGACAAGAAAGACCUGGCUGAGAUCCUGGUGCACUACCCAGAAUCCCAGAAACUGCUCCGGAAAAAGGCCAAAACGAUGUUGACGAAGGAUAAGAAGCCUGAGGAGAAGGGGGGUAAGGAGGCAGUGGCGGUGAUCCCCCCAAGACCAGAGACCCCUAAAAUGUUUAAAGCGGCUCUGAAAGUGACCGAACAAGCCGGGAUAGAGGGCACCUUUGCCAAACUCAAGGCAGCCUACAAACCAACAGAGGCAGAGGAGGCCUCCUCCACCCAGCUUCCACGCCCUCCGCCCUCCCCCAUGCACCGCCGUAGCCCUGUCCCAGUGUUCAGAGCCGCAGAGGACGAUGACACUGUGGCGGAGACUGCAGACAGCUCCCUCAUCAUCCGCAUGACCCCUAGGAGAGAGGGGGAGGAGGUGCUCAGUGUGGAGGUCAGCCCGGCAGAGGAGGAGGACGGGGACAGAGGAUCGGAGAUGGGCCCUGGAGAGAAGAAGUGA